This is a messenger RNA of Tachysurus vachellii, 1316 nucleotides long. RefSeq lists its product as uncharacterized. The record is from RefSeq and is a predicted model, not a curated record. Bases 446 to 1165 code for a protein of 239 amino acids. Lineage: Eukaryota; Metazoa; Chordata; Actinopteri; Siluriformes; Bagridae. Gene Ontology annotation, molecular function: nucleic acid binding. The transcript has 3 exons.
GUGAGAGGUGCAGUGAGAGGUGCAGGAACAGGAGCAGGCCCAAGGAGAGGGCAAGGUAGAGGUGUAAGAAUGCGUGGUGGUGGCAUUCCAAGGGCUGCAAGAACAGUAGUCAGUGAUGAAAUUCGUGCCACUAUCAUUGACCAUGUCUCUCACUAAGAGAGGCUGGUGAAAGAGUGCAACCCAAUUUGAGGCGGUCAACGGUUGCCGCCAUUAUUCACAUCUUUCAACAAACCAACAGAAUGCAACGUCUUCCACCCUCUGGGGGAAGAGGAAAGCUCCUCAAUAAUGAUCAAGAGCUUGCCAUUGUAGAAAUGGUUGUUGCAAAAAUGCAAUAAAACUGCAUGAAAUUAAAACUAGAAUUGUGGAGGACCAUGAGAUAUUUGGCAAUAUAGAAAGCAUCAGCCUCACAACCAUUACGCGUACAUUGUCCAAACACAGAGUGCGGAUGAAGCAGCUCUACACUGUUCCCUUUGAGAGGAACAGUGAGAGAGUCAAGGAGCUACGACGACAAUAUGUCCAGAGAGUUAUGGAAUUGAAGGCCAACCAGGCCCCUCAUGAAUUCAUUUACAUAGAUGAGGCAGGAUUCAAUUUAUCCAAAAGGCGUCGACGUGGACGAAAUAUAAUUGGAAAAAGGGCCACAGUUGAUGUGCCAGGACAGAGAGGGGCAAACAUUACCAUGUGUGCAGCAAUGGCAAAUGCAGGAUUACUCCUUCACAGAUGUCAGGUUGGACCCUAUAAUACCGAGCGCCUCCUUGCCUUUCUCAAUGAUCUCCACCAGCGCCUGGUACCAGAGCAGGAUCAGGAGGGUGAAAACAUGAGGACCUUUGUAAUUACCUGGGACAAUGUUGCUUUCCAUCAUUCGCAAGCAAUAACAGCAUGGUUUGAAGUCCACCCAAGACUGGUAAGUCUCUUCCUUCCACCCUAUUCACCUUUCCUCAACCAGUUCUUUUCUGCAUGGAGGUGGAAGGUUUAUGACCAUCAGCCACAUGACCAGAUGUCCCUCCUUGAAGCCAUGGAUGCUGGCUGCAGGGACAUCACAGUUCAAGAUUGGCAAGGGUGGAUCCGACAUACCAAGCGGUUUUAUCCCAGAUGCAUCGCCUUGGAUGAUAUCAGAUGUGAUGUUGACGAAAACAUGUGGCCGAACCAUGAAGAUCGCAGGGAUUAGAUACAUUAAUUUUGUGCUAUUUUUAGUUCCCCCCUUCUUAUCUGGGCUUUUUGCUGUUUUGUUUUUUGUUUUUCAGAAUGCUCUUAUAUAUGAUAUUUUGUUCACUGUAAGCAAUACUGUAAAACUUUUUCUGUUCUAUUAUAUUGUGUUU